AUGCUGCUGGCAAGCAUCAGCAGCAGCAGCAGCGACCAGGGAGGGCCCAGGCCUCCCCGUCUGGCGGUGCGCCUGCCAGGCCCGCUAUCCGACCUGAAGAACGCGGUGCAGCGCCGCGGGAACCCCUCUCCAGGCGGCACCAGCCCGCGGGGGCGCCACCCACGGCACCACGUGCUGCCCAGGCCCGACCUGGGGGCUGCCGGGGCCCAGCUCCAGCGAGCGGCGGCGGUGGCCGGCGGCGUUCUGGUGGCGGCGAUAAGCCAGGCGGCGCAGCGCCUGGCGAGCGCGCGCCCUGGCCGCGGAUCCCAGACCCUGCCCUUCUACCAGAGCUUCAAGCUGCCCUGGAACGCUGGGGCACGCAGCGGCUCGCGCAGGGCCUCGCGCGAGGCGGCCGCACUGGCCAAGGCGCUGUCGGCGCGAGGCCACGAGUACGAGCGCACGCUGGAUGUGCGCGCCGCGGUGCAGUGCUUCGAGGAGGCCUGCAAGCUUGUGCCUGAGUCGGCUGCCUACCUGUCCAUGGCGGCAAAGUGCUGGAGUGACCUGACGUUUUACUACGAUGUGCGCUCCGACCGCGAGCGCCAGCUGGUCAACCUCAAGGCCAUGGAGUAUGCGGAGAAGGCGCGACUGGGCCUCGCCGCUUGCCUGCCUGGGUGGCUGCAGCGCGGGAUGGCGGAGCGCAGCAGCUGCGCCCGGUGCUGUGUUUGCAUCGAGGCACACCCGCAGCUGGUGUAUGGCCACGUAGCCAUGUGCAUCAGCAAGGGCCGCCUGGCGCUGUUCACCGACAACAAGACCAAGGUGCGGCUGGCCAAGGAGGCGCAGCAGUGCGCCUACACCGCCAUUGAGUGCGACCCCGGCAGCGACGUGGCGCACCACCUCAUGGGGCGCUGGCACUACGAGAUGGCGCAGAUCAACGUGGUGCUGCGCACCCUGGUGCGCAUCAUGUAUGGGACGGCGCUGGCCCCGGGCACGCGCCAGGAUGCGCUGGCCUCGUACAGGCGCGCCGCCCAGCUGGCGCCCGGCCGCCUGAUCCACAAGGUGGAGGCAGGGCGCGUGCACUUGGAGCUGGGGCAGGUGCAGGAGGGGGUGGAGCAGCUUGAGGCUGCGCUGGUCUGUGAUGUGGAAGACAUUAAUGCAUGGCACACGCGCAUGGAUGCCGAGAAGCUGCUGGCCCAGGUCCGGCGCCAGCCCUGGCAGCAGCCCAGCCUGGUGCCGCCGCACGCGCAGCAGGCGGAGCGUGGCGCGGCUGCCAGCGGCGGCGCCGCUCCAGCCGCCUCCAUCUCCACCGCGGCGCUUCUCAGCGGCCACCGCCAGCCAGAGAUUGUGCAGGACGCGCUGCUGUCGGCUGGCGCCAUCCCGCCCCCAGCGGCAGCAGCAUAA
Molecule: messenger RNA, 1377 nt
Organism: Chlorella variabilis
Lineage: Eukaryota; Viridiplantae; Chlorophyta; Trebouxiophyceae; Chlorellales; Chlorellaceae
Exons: 7
Coding region: 1-1377 (458 amino acids)
Molecular function (GO): protein binding
Source: RefSeq, a predicted model, not a curated record